GCCCGCCGCCAGCUGCCAGCGCCGCAGCUCCGGUGCCUUAAAUAGAGUGGGCGCCGGCGCAGCUAUUGCGGGGGGUGGGGGGGGGUGCAGGGAGUGAGUUGCUGUGCGGGCUUGGUUGGUGGCUGUGUUGCUUUGUUGCACGCUGCUAUGACUCUGGAGGAGACGCAAGGACAGGAGCCGGUGCCCGCGGGCAAGGACUGGAUGCAGAGCGCAGGCAAGGCCCUCCACGAGCUGCUGGUGUCAGCGCAGCGCCGCGGCUGCCUCACUGCCGGCGUCUACGAGUCGGCCAAGCUAAUGAACGUGGACCCGGAUAAUGUGGCAUUCUGCGUGUUGGCAGCCGAUGAGGAGGAUGAGGGGGACAUCGCCCUACAGAUCCACUUCACCCUCAUUCAGGCCUUCUGUUGUGAGAAUGAUAUCGACAUCGUGCGGGUGAAUGACCUACCCAAGCUGGCUGCUGCCGUGGGGCCCAGUGAGGACUCUGGUGAGCCCAGAGACCUGCACUGCAUCCUCAUCACGAACGCAAAUGAAGGUGGCUGGAAGGACCCAGCUCUAGAGAAGCUGAACUGCUUCUGUGAAGAAAGCCGGAACAUCAAUGAGUGGGUGCCAACUAUUGUCUUGCCCAAGUGAUGGUGAUCUGGCAUGCUGGGGAGGCUGAAACCUCUGUUGCAUUCUCAACGUGGUGUUGGUUCACUAAAGUGUGCAACAAGCUGCUGAUUCCAUGGAUUAGCCUGGUCAAGAGACUGAAUUACAGUCACUCAGACUGGCAUGCAGUGGGCUCUUACAAAGGAGACAGGAAAAGAAUAGCUCAUCUCACCAGUGAGCCUCAGUAGGCUGCAGCUGUGGGGAAGCUAACAUACUGUGGAACUGAAACAAGUAUUGCAAGUUUCCUGGUCAAGUGGAGCUACUUCAGAAGGCAGAGGAAGUUAGGGGAAGUGGGAUGAAACUUCACAGAAGGACUGAACAGGGUACUGUGACUAGAAACUGUUGGCGCUGUCUACAAAACAUGAAGAGAAGCAAGUUAUAAUACUUCAUGGACUUUUAGAGACUGAUUACCAAGUCAGAUAUAGAGACUUUUAAAGCAGGCAGACUUCAACAGGCCUAUGGGCCACUCUGCAGAACUGGUUUAAUAAUGCAAUAGUUUUUAUUGAAAUAUUUGCUGCUAUGGAAGCUUUCAUAAUAAAUUUUUGACAUUUAA
Molecule: messenger RNA, 1195 nt
Organism: Numida meleagris (helmeted guineafowl)
Lineage: Eukaryota; Metazoa; Chordata; Aves; Galliformes; Numididae
Gene: GADD45G
Product: growth arrest and DNA damage inducible gamma
Exons: 4
Coding region: 148-627 (159 amino acids)
Biological process (GO): regulation of cell cycle
Cellular component (GO): cytoplasm; nucleus
Source: RefSeq, a predicted model, not a curated record